UUGCGUUGUUUUCGCUUUUCCCUAUUGUUCUCCAUAUCGGUGUGGUGUGAGGGUUCCCUUACUCGUGCGCUUCGGUGCUUGGUGUAUCAACGCAGCGCAGAAAAUCGUUUGCGAGAACGAUGGUCAGCCUGUGUAAAUAACCGUGUUCAAUCAUUCGGAGCUGUUAUCGGGUUGCGAGAUUUCGUUACUACGGUGCGCAGUGCUCUAUCUCGCAUCGUGCCGUAAGCACUGUCCUUCCCGUGAAGAAAAUCCUACGACAGCUGUUCGAAAUGUGCUGAUUUUCAUUGUUCUCGCAAAAACGACACGUCACGGUUUUUGUGCUGCGGAAAGUUAAUCAACAACCAACUGCUGCUGGUCUGCUGCCGCCAAGCCGAGACGGGACCGUUUUUGUUUUUCGCAUCAAUCAGUCGGUAGCAGUAUCGGUCGCGCCAUCGUACCACGAUGAAAAGUGUUUUCGCAACCGUGCACCCGAUCCGGUCGUAAAGUUUGAUUCCAUCAUCCAAGUGGGCCGUUUUUUCUUCCAUCCGCUCCCACCCGGUUUCCUUCGCGAGCUGGUUGUGUUAUUAGUUUGAACCAAAUUUAAGCAGCAACAAAGAAGUUUUUGUGUGCGUGUGUUUCUGUGCCCGAAACUGCAUAUAUUGAUAUCGACGCGAAGUACGCAGUGUCUGAGGAAGCAACGGAAAAACGUAAACAAAGGAUUAUAUCCGUCGCUUAAUCUUUCGAACACGUCUUCCAUCGAUAGUCGAGGGUGUACCAAAGAAAAGAUCUUUCUCCUUUCCUGCUUUAAAUUACCCAACUACAACAGCACAAUGCAGCGUUGGUGGUUUUUAGAAGAAAAUGGUGAUGCGAAGGAUCCAUCUACGUCCAGCUCCCAGAAGACGGAUGGGUCCGCGAAGAAACCAAAGCAACCGACCCCUGUCGGCGAUCGGCGGUACACGUUUCGUGUGUUGGUAACGUACGAUUUGCUGAAGGAUGAAACGAUCGCCAUUACGGGCGGUUGUGAAUCCCUUGGCAAUUGGGACCCGGACCAGUGUGUGCAGCUGCAUCCAGAAAAUGAAGGUGAUAGAAAUAUCUGGCGGCUUGAGACGGAGCUACCUCGUGAUGCUUCUGUGAAGUAUCGUUACCUGAUCUGUUCGGUCGAUCCAACCAGCGGAAAUGUGCACGUACGGCGCUUCGAAACGCACAUCGUGCCCCGACAGGUGCCAAUCGAUCUGGCGGACGAGGAUGUUAAUGUCGGCAAGGAACAGCCAAAGGUUGACCUGUUUGGCGAUAUCGAUGGUAACAUUAAGCUGGACAAGGGCUGGCUCACCACCGAAACGAUUAUGCAGUUUAAGUUCUUCGAUAAUCCAUUCUCGGUAAAGGAGCGCAUCAAGAACCGUUUGCUGUAUGUGAAGAUAACGACGAUGAAUUUACGCAUUAAUGCGGAAUCGCAAAAUCUAUCCUCGCUGCUGGAAGAAUCACUUUCGAACGACACGCGUGAGAAUGGUGCGGAAUCGGCGACCACCUACUCCUUCACGGAGGUGACCUCGCUUCGCAAUCCGAAUUCCUGCUAUGAGCAACAGUCACAGUUCGGUUGUCCGUACCACAAGGACGAUUUUCUCAUCUACAACGUAACGGUGGCCGAGCCGGAAAAUGUGGCCUACCUAGUCGAUCUCUACACGUACAGUUCCAAGUCGAAGGAAGACGAACCACCGUACCAUCUGGGCUAUCAUUACAUUCUACCGAACUUCCUGAAAAAGUCCGAAGGUGUCCUGGAGCUGCCGGUCACCUGUGCUACCAAGCAUCGUCCACUCGGCAUGAUGCGAAUCGAGUAUCUGAAGAUAACACCGCUACUUCCCUCGCGGUGCACGCUAGAGCGUUCGUACAUCCGGUACUGGAACAAGCGUUGGACCGGGCUGGACGUGGGCCACCGCGGAUCCGGUACCAGCUUCAAGGCGAGCGAUGGCAAUGUGAUCCGUGAGAACACGAUCGCCUCGCUGAAGAAGGCAGUCGCGCACGGUGCCGAUAUGGUGGAGUUUGAUGUGCAGCUUAGCAAGGACUUGGUGCCGGUGAUCUAUCAUGAUUUCGAUAUCUACGUGUCGCUGAAGCGCAAAACCACGCUCGAAACGAACGAUAUGCUGGAACUGCCGAUGCGCGAGCUAACGCUAGAACAGCUCAGGAACCUUAAGGUCUAUCACGUGGUGGAGGGUAGAUCUCGUGAGGCCAAAUUCUUCGACGAGGACCUGGAAGAGCACCAACCGUUCCCUCAGCUGGCCGAGGCGCUCGAUCAGAUCGAUCCACACUGUGGCUUUAACAUCGAGAUUAAGUGGUCCCAGAAGCUGAAGGAUGGCCGGAUGGAAUCGGAACUGACGUUCGAUUCGAACCUGUACGUGGACUGCAUACUGCGCGUGGUGCUGGAAAAGGCCGGCAACCGUCGGAUUGUAUUUUCGUGCUUCGACGCCGACAUCUGCACGAUGCUGCGUCUCAAGCAGAACCUCUACCCGGUAAUGUUCCUGACGCUGGGCGUAACCAGCCGGUACCCGAGCUACCACGAUCCACGCUGCAAUUCGAUCGAGAUGGCCGUGCGCAAUGCGUAUGCCACCGAGCUGCUGGGUAUUGUGGCCCAUACCGAGGAUUUAUUGCGUGAUCAAACACAGGUGAACUUGGCGACCGAGAAAGGGCUAAUCAUAUUUUGCUGGGGCGAUGACAAUAAUUGUAAGGAUACGAUUAAGCAUUUAAAGAGUCUCGGUAUCCACGCCAUCAUCUACGACAAGAUGGACAUUUACUCGGACAAGGCGGUUAAGGUGGCGGAGGGUGAGGGUGCUGUUAGUGGGAACAGCAGCGAGGGUGUUACGGUAUCGCAACAACCCACUGUUUGUGGUGCUAAUAAGCAAUAGGAUUCUAGAUCCUUUCUACUACUACUACUAACGCGACCUAAAGCAGCGCCCUGUAUGGUUGUGGUCAUUGUGCUGUGUGUCUAUGUACCGUGUUUCGUUCUCGUUCCCCUUCUACACUUCCGGAAGAUCGUCUUUGUCCCGUCCCUUCUACUUGUUCCAGUUUACACCAUAUCUGCAUUACUUGUACGCGGACCGAAGCUGCCUUCCUAAAUUGAGUGUUGUUCCAUGUCUUGCUUGGGGAUUCAGUUAUUGUGCUGUGUCUGUUUUAUCUAUUAUUUCGAAAAAGAUGUUUUUGCACCAUACGUUUUACGGAUUGCCUUGCUACGUGUAGUGACGUGAGAGUGAUAAGUUUCGUAAAUGUAUGCGAUGUUAGAUAGAAGAUUUAUAUUAUUUAUUGCGUAUUGUGGCUGUAAACAGCGCAGCAUCUAGCUUGAACUCGACAUUCACAAGAGAAGAGCCGGGAAAAUGUUUAAAGAAAGCGACGAUCGAGUCAUUCUUUGGAAGGAACAAGAACCGUUCUUUGUUUUGCAAUAAUAUCUUUCUAACACAUCUUUUCCACCACCCCAUCCAGGAGAGUGUAUUUUUGGUUGGAGCCCGCGAAUCGCAAGCAGCAUUGCUGCAGCAGAUUAACAUCGAGAACCGCUACGAGCAGACGAAUCAGCACGAGUUUCUAACCGAGUCGGACGUACGGCUGUGCACGGAUAAAGCGGCUUCCUCCACCGGGUCGGCACUUUCCACCUCGACGCCAUCGAUUUGAGUUUCUACAACACGCUUUUAAAUCUACUACCCAGUGCAGAUCAUGCCUUCAAUCAUGUUUCCUGUGGAGCAAAUUUAUUUUCGAUCAUAGUAGCAUGUUUACUCGUAAAUGAAAAAAUGUUGAGCAAUUUGAUGCGAAUGAUGUGUUGGAGGAGAAAAGAAAAACCUUAUCGUUAAACGGAUGGUUUGUGUUAGUGGAGAGAUGAUAUUUCGAAUUUAUUUACAACCAAAUGGGGGAUGGGAUGGCAAUAAUUAGCACCAGAGCGAGCCAUUUUACAUGAGAUUGAUAUUGAUGUGGGAGGGGGGGGGGGUGUUUUUUUGUUUUUCAUUUUUUCUUCUUCUUGCUCUUAUUAAUCACAACGCCUAACAGCCGGAUGUGUGCACCAAAUGCGGGUUCAACGUAGGAAAGGAAUUUUACUCUAGUAAUAGGUGGAAACACUUACAAGAGCGCAAUAAGCAAUCCCACUUUCGUGCAGACAGUAGUUCUUUACAGCUAUACCGGCCUACGAAAGCGCAAUGUAUCAGAAGCAAAAUCUAGCCAAAUUUCAAUUUUUGUUUUGUCUAGAACGUAAUGAGAGAUUAAAUUUAACAAGCAGAGUUUCCUUUCCCUUGCGGAUUGAUGCUGUGUUAGGGAAAUUAUUGUAAAAAAAAAGAAGAACAAGCAGCCGAAGCAAAGGGUUCUAUCUAGUAUUUAAGCACAAAAACCAACAAGUUUCUUAUUACAAUUAUGGUUUGUCUAGUGUAAGUUGCUGAAACUAUAACUCUAUCCCAUUUUAUGAGGCUUUUCAAUUAAAUACAUAAAACAUAAGCUGCUGGUUCACAUCUCAGUUUGCACGUUUGGGGCGAAACAA
Molecule: messenger RNA, 4483 nt
Organism: Anopheles stephensi (Asian malaria mosquito)
Lineage: Eukaryota; Metazoa; Arthropoda; Insecta; Diptera; Culicidae
Product: glycerophosphocholine phosphodiesterase GPCPD1
Exons: 7
Coding region: 810-2876 (688 amino acids)
Biological process (GO): glycerophospholipid catabolic process
Molecular function (GO): glycerophosphocholine phosphodiesterase activity; starch binding
Source: RefSeq, a predicted model, not a curated record